CAUGACCCUGGACCCAGAUACCGCCAACCCCUUCCUCAUCCUGGCCAGUGACCAGCGAGGGGUGGGACGGGGGGACGAGUGGACCUUGCUGCCCAACACCCCCGAGAGGUUCGACCCGGAGCCGUGUGUGCUGGGCAGCCAGGGCUUUGCUGAGGGGACACACUGCUGGCAGGUGGAGGUGGCUGAGGCAGGGGACUGGUGGGCUGUGGGAGUGGCCCAGGAAUCUGUCAGGAGAAAGGGCAUCCUCAGCUUUACACCCCAGGAGGGCAUCUGGGCCAUGGGGCAGUGGUUUGGACAGUACCACGCUUUCACUGACCCUGACUGGACACCCCUGCACCUUCCCUGCCUCCCCAGGGCCAUCCAGGUGUGCCUGGACUUCACGGACAGGCAGGUGACCUUUGCUGAUGCUGACAGUGGAGCCCUGAUCUUUGCUUUCUGCCUGGCCUCAUGUCCUGGGGAGAGGCUGCACCCAUGGUUUUGGGUGGGGAUGGGCUCCUGGCUCAGGCUGUGCCCCUGACAAGGAGGGACAUGGGGACAGGGGGGACUGGGAAGGUGAACACCAUCAUCACAGGCCUUGGUGCUGGCAGCUGGGAGGGUCCUGGUCCUGCCAGCUUCUCCUCACAUGGAUCCUCUGGCCACCAAGGGGAGGACUGGUAGGUCAUGGAGGUAGACAGAGGCCAGCACAGGAACCUCCUUCAUCCACCCACCCCUUGCUGGGACUGCAGGGACAGCAGGGAGCACAGAGACUCGGUGCAGGGAGGAGCUGGGUGCCUGGUGGUGCCAGUGCUGGGGCACUGCAGAGCUGCUCUGUAUGAGACCAUGGAAGGAACAGCAGCUCCUCCAGGAUGGACCAGCACCUGUGGCUUCUUUCAGCUGAGUUAGAGAACCCAAACAUAGCUGGGUAYUCAUGAUAACACUUAUCUUCACAUCACACAUCCAGAGCCUCUCCUUGCCUGACACGUGCACCAAGCACAUUUCCUGCAGCACAGCACUGGUAGCAGAUCUAGGGGCGGCCCAGGAAGGAAAGCACAAAGCUGAGCUGUGUCUGAAAUCCACUGGAGAGAUAAUUCCCACACAUCUGCCAUUCUCUGAUCUCGGCCCAUCAAAGUCCCACCUCACAGGCUCCUGCUAAACCCAGCCUGCAGGAGAGGAGAGGGUGGAUGUGGGYGAAGGGGAGCAUUGCCUGGGUCUAGCCUGGAUUUCUUCUCGGAACCCUUUUCUGGCUGAACCCUCUUAGUGCCACCUCAGUUGUCACUCUCGUGGUGGCAUCUGGGCACAGGAAACAGCCUCGGUCUCCCUGCUCUACUCCAGGAGGUGCAAAGAGCUGCAGCUCUGGGUCAGGCUUAGGUAAAUGCCCCCAGAGCCCUAAGCUUCUCCCACUAUGGAAGCACCAAGGGCUCUCUGCUCCCAGUGAGGCACCUCCUACUCUCCAUGCUCUAGAGUGUCUGACAUUGCCCUGGUUUUGGCUGACAGAGGGUUAACUUUCCUCUCAGUAGCUGGCACGGUGCUGGGUUUGGGAUCAGGGUGAGAAGAAUAUUGAUGGCAACAAUCAAACCAUUAGCCACGUGGUGCUCGCCCAAGUCAAGGAGUUUUCAGUGUCCCAUGCUCUGCCAGAGAGGAGCUGCACAUGAAGCUUGAGGGACAAGCCAGGACAGCUGACCCAAACUGGCCAGAGGGACAUUCCAUGC
Molecule: messenger RNA, 1688 nt
Organism: Malurus melanocephalus (red-backed fairy wren)
Lineage: Eukaryota; Metazoa; Chordata; Aves; Passeriformes; Maluridae
Product: thaicobrin-like
Exons: 1
Coding region: 2-517 (171 amino acids)
Molecular function (GO): protein binding
Source: RefSeq, a predicted model, not a curated record